Messenger RNA from Cooperia oncophora, 198 nucleotides. The record is from the annotation of a GenBank genome assembly. Lineage: Eukaryota; Metazoa; Nematoda; Chromadorea; Rhabditida; Trichostrongylidae.
AUGGCUGCUGAUAUCAUGGAGCAUGACUAUGAAAACCACUUCUGGGGUGAAAAACAUCUUGGAUUUCAUGUUUUGUACGAGAAUAUGAAACAUGGUGAAGAUACCGUAAAUGAGAUAGGGCAGUUUCUCAAGGAACGUCUUGCCAUGGAAGAAGAGUACAGUAAGAUGUUCAACAAGAGUAUGAAUCGAGUAAGUUGA